AUGGCACCCAAAUUGGGAGGCGACAAGCAAACGCCAGUACCGAAGCAGUAUACAUCCCCGGCCAGUCUAUUCCUCAAAGAAGAAGUCUACCGACUCGGUGCAUUGCCAGGCCUGAGAUCCCUGCCCCCAGGCCCAGAGCGUGACUUUAUCACUCUCUCAUGGGGACCCAUCGUCUACCGCACCUCUUACUCCCCCGAAUCCAAGCGCCUCCUCCCUGUAUUCAUGCGCUACCUCAACCAUUCCGUGAGCCGGGCAUUGCGCCGGACGUUGACAGGAUCCGAUGAAGAAAUCCAAAUUCUCACAGAGACAUAUUCUUCCAAGAUUUUCAACUCGCGAGAUAUGUUCGCCGAUUUGAAUGAGGAAGAGAUUCGACAAGUGUUUCAUGAUUUCAAGGUGUCACUCGCGAUGCCUGAAAUAGAGCUCCCAAGCAGACUGCGCAUAUGCUUGAUGCUCGAUGAUGCAGUCUUCUCGCACUUGAAAUGCGCUUUAGAUCGUUCGUCGAAGGCCGAGAGGGAUGCAGAUGUGGGUGGAUGCUGGGUGAAGGUUGUUGAGGAGAAUUUUCCGGAUUCGAGGAUUGAUGAUCACCCGCUCACGAGCCACGAUAUAGAACGUGUAUCUAGUUACGUUACAGAAAACCAGGGGGAUUAUCAUGGGUGGACGAUAGUGGCACUCGAUGCAUUGGUAGAAAUCUUUGAUGGGCUUCGUCAGAUGAAACCCCUGGUUGAGUAUCAUCGGGAGGGACAGGUAUAUUUGGGAGAGGGCAAAUGGAUUUAG
Molecule: messenger RNA, 774 nt
Organism: Penicillium psychrosexuale
Lineage: Eukaryota; Fungi; Ascomycota; Eurotiomycetes; Eurotiales; Aspergillaceae
Exons: 1
Coding region: 1-774 (257 amino acids)
Source: RefSeq, a predicted model, not a curated record